Molecule: messenger RNA, 1205 nt
Organism: Prorocentrum cordatum
Lineage: Eukaryota; Dinophyceae; Prorocentrales; Prorocentraceae
Source: the annotation of a GenBank genome assembly
CAAAGUCAUCAUUACUAUGCUGUGAGUACGAGAGCGGUACAAAUCACGAUGUAUGCAGCCGUCUUCCCUUUAGCCACCAACCAAUGGAGUGUUCGGAAGCUCCUGUAUGCCCCGUGUGUUCCAGGAGUGUUUGCCGCGGUCACGGAGGCGGCGAAGCUUGUCAUGCCCGUGUGGUGCAACCCUUCAUACCACAGGUAACGGAGAGAAGGGUGGGGACGGAGACGACCACGGAGCAAAGAAGACCACAGGCAACAAACACCAGCAGGACGUGAACGUGCCUCUCGCCAAUUCAGUCCUGUCGACCAGCAAAGCCAUAUCGGACAUAGAAGCGCUGGAGUGCACCAAGUACCACAUAUGGACGGGACGAGGCUGCGUCGCAGUUGUUCAGAACGCAGGCAAGGGCUACGACGAGGAAAGCAAUAACCUCAAGAAGCUCGCCUGGAGCGGGCAGCCAGUCGAUCACAAGACGAGGGGCACACCAUACCUGGCCAUCUUCGUGGCGGUGUUCGGCAAAGUGGCGAUGCGGACAGUGACCGAGUUAAUGUAAAGGGAUCGAGGACAAGAAGGUGUCGGAGAUGCCAGGGUUCUACAACGCCCACUUUUCGUCGGCCAGCAUUUCCAACGACGCAGAGAUGAUUGGACACUUCUGCGUCAAGGCCCACAGGAAUAACGACAAUCAGGAGCAUUUCCGCACGAUGAUAUGGCACGUCAACAAAUCUCACAAGUCUGCCUUCCCGAUCGCGAGUUUCCUGACCGCGACGGUCGCCACCGAGAGAGGCACGAGGCUCCACACGGUCCUGCCACGCGAAGGCCAUUCGGGAGGGUCAUCAGCAAGUUUCUGGAGGACCACAGUUAGCCGCAUGUCGUGAUACGUUGUGGCAGCAAGUCUAGGAACGGUCACAAUUAGCAGCAGUUCGCGAUUCGAUAAGUCUCCCGCUUGCCCUUCUGCACAGCGCCCAUGUCGCAACGCUGAUGGCACAAGGUUUUGGCCCCCGUCGUCCUGUUCCCGCUCCUCGCCACCCGCCUCCUUCUCUGCCCAUAUUUCUCCGCGGCUGGUGAACAACCUCAAGAGUUCCCUGCAGCCUCGAACUGUUUCUGGGUUCGAGGUUCCUUCAGUGCCCAAAUCCCCAGAUGCCCAAGAGGACGCGGCAAAGGGAGAGGUGGUCGUAGCGCGACGGGAAAAGGUUCCAACUCUCGCGUCCCCC